Messenger RNA from Scleropages formosus (Asian bonytongue), 7278 nucleotides. RefSeq lists its product as uncharacterized. Gene Ontology annotation, cellular component: nucleoplasm. The record is from RefSeq and is a predicted model, not a curated record. The transcript has 2 exons. The coding region runs from base 443 to 6916 and encodes 2157 amino acids. Lineage: Eukaryota; Metazoa; Chordata; Actinopteri; Osteoglossiformes; Osteoglossidae.
AGUAACUUGCUCUGACAGUGGCUGGAUCAGCACCUGCUGCUAACUAUAACUCCCUUUUCUGCUGGACCCAGACUGGGGCUCUACUGCCAAACCACAGCAGGGGAAUAAAAAAAUACCGGUCAGAUUCAUCGAGUCCGUGUUCUGAUGAAGCUUAGAGGGAGGGGGGAGCUUGUCUUCCACUCAUCUGUUUAAAAUCAUUCCUUUUUAAUGUGGUGGCACUUGACACUUAGGGUGGUGCCUCUUGUAUUUGGACUGCGUGGACUGUCUUACUGCAGUGUCGGAUGAAGCAGUGGACCUUGCUGGGUUCCCCUGCACGACUGUGCGAAGGCUCUCCUGGAGGAUCGCUUCCUAGGGAGUGGCUUUACUUCACCUGAAGUUGCCACACAACACAUGACUUGGAUGGUAAAUAGAGCGCUUUGGUCUUGGAUCCUGGAACGAGAAGAUGGAGAGGUGGUCAGAAGAGGAGGACAGCUUCUCUGUUGUCCAUACUGUGCCAAACAGCUUCAGUAUGCGCAAUGGGGAUGGGCCAGACCGUGUGGAGAUCUUUGAUAUCAUCAGUAUCCCCAGUCACCACAGCACCAUCUCAGAGACUACUUGUCUGUGUGACAUCUUUGGAGAUGACUGUGACACACCAACACUUUCUUGCAGCCCUGCCUCGGGGUCCUUAACUAAGGAAGUGGAUGAUUUUUCCCUCGCAGAUGACACCAAUAAUGAUUCAUCAGGUUCUUAUCACACAGCUCUCUGCUCUGAGCAGUUGAGUGAUUCCAGUGAAAACUAUGAAGAUUCUAAAGAAACCCUUUCUCCUUCACCUCCAGAAACUUCUUUAUCAUCUAAUCCCAUACCUGCUGAAUCUGAUAAUGUCAGUUACUUCCUUGACCAUCGUGGCAGUUCACGCAUAUCAGAAAAUGGAGAAUUUUCACCUCAGUGCACGAGCAGUGCCUUUUUGUCAGACAAUAAUGUUACCAAACAUCCAUUUGAGCUCAGAGAGAUGAACUACAAUCCUGAGGAUACAACAACCUUUCCCAGUCCUGGGAGCACAUCCCCUUCCUUCAGUCACCAUUCUCUGUCACACUCACUUGAGCCUAGGCCUGCAUCUGGCUCAUGCAAACCUGAGACAAAAUCUCCCUCACCCAGUCUCAGUACCACAUCAGAAUCAAAGGUGAAAUUACCCCCACUUGAAUCCAGAGUUACAUCCACCUUAACCAAACCGAGGGUUGCAUCUAAUUCACCCAUUCCUGGGGCUUUGUGUUCUCUACCCCAACCCGAAGGUACAUCCCCUUCACCAAAAUCCAGAGCGAGACCUCCCUCACCAAAGUUAAGUGUUACAUCAUCUCAAACAACAUAUGAAGGUUCAGUGUUUUCCCUAGAAUCUAAAGCUAGAUCAUCCUCACCCAAAUUCACGAAUACAUCCCCCCUAAACAAAAUUGAAGGUACAUCCCUUACACCCAAGUCUGAGAGUAGGUCCCCUUCGCCAAAGCCUAGGGAUACAUCCCCAACAGCCAGAUUUGAAGGUACAUCCCCUACACUCAUAUCUGUGCCUAGAGUCCCAUCACCAAAACCCAGGGCUACAUUUCCCAUGACUAAUUGUGAAAGUACAUCCCUUUCACCAAGAUUCAGGCCUGGAUCCUUGUCACUGAUAUGUAGAACUACAACCCCCUCACCUAAACCUGAAGCUUCAUCUUCUUCACUGAAACCCAAAGUUAGAGCCUCUUCUCCUAAACCUGAAGACACAUCUCCUUCACCAAAAUCUGAGGUCAGAUCUCCCUCACCAAAACCUAGGUCUGCACACCCCUCAACCAAACCUCAAGGUUCAUCUCCUUCACCAAAACACGAGAGUAGAUCCCCUUCACCAAAACACACGUCAACAUCACCUUCCACCAAACCCAAAGAUUCAUCUUCUUCACUGAAAGCCAAAGUUAGAGCCUCCUCUCCUAAACCUGAAGACACAUCCCCUUCACCAAAAUCUGAGGUCAGAUCUCCCUCACCAAAACCUAGGUCUGCACACCCCUCAACCAAACCCCAAGGUUCAUCUCCUUCACCAAAACACAAGACUAGAUCGCCUUCACCAAAACACAGGUCAACAUCUCCCUCUGCCAAACCUAUAGAUUCAUCUUCAUCACUAAAACCCAAAGUGAGAGCAUCCUCCCCUAAACCUGGAGACACAUCCCCUUCACCAAAAUCUGGGGAUAGAUCUCUCUCACCAAAACCCAGGUCUGCACACCUCUCACCCAAACCUCAAGGCUCAUCUCUUUCACCUAAAGCAAAGACUAGAUCCCCUUCACCAAAACACAGGGCCACACCACCAUCAGUUCUCUGUACUAGAUCUACUCUAACCCUUUCACCUCAUGCAAGGGCUACAAGUCCCUCAGCAGAGUCAGGAAACAACACCAGCAAUACCGACCUAUGGGCUGAAUGCAAAACUUUUCCCAAGCACAAAGUAAAUACCCCACAAGAUUUGUACGCACCAAAUGCAGCCCUGACUUGUCCCUCUGGUAGCCAAGAGAACCUGCACAAGGAGAUCUACUGCAGCCCCGAACAACGUGAAACAGGAGUGAGCACCAAACUAGCCAACAUUUUUCAGCAGCCAAACAAAAUUGUUACAUCUGCAGGAAGUCCCUGUGCUAGUUUAAGUAACAGGAAGUCUAUCAGCAGAGAGUGCAACAACCAGCAAUGUAGGGACGGGGAGAGGGAGGAGGGGGUCGUGAGCGGGGGAGAGGAUCAGUGGGGAGAAGAAGGGGAGGGUAAGUGGGGGGUGGCCAGUUACAGAGAGGAACAGGUUGAGCUGUCAUUCAGUGCUAGGAAUAGAAAAGUGCCUGCAAACCACAGUGUGACAGCCACAUACAGACAGCCACUGUCGGGAAUGACAGCUCGUUGUUAUUCAGAGUGUCUCCUUGCAACCCAGCAACUGCAGCACCAGAACUCAGUCAAGCCUCAGGGCUCAGAGGACGAGCACCAAGUUUGCUCUAGGAAGUCCAAACUAAUACCAAGGACUUUGAACAGCGGUUUCAGCUCCAUUGCUCCGGACUACUCCAGUGAAAACUCCAGCAUGGGCAGUGAGUUAGAUGAGACUGACAACGAGGUGAAGUGGUUCACAGACUUGGCCUUCAAGAGCUUGUCAAGCCCUCAGGUGGACUACCUGGAUGUCUACAACUCCAGUCACAGGUCUUCCACUAAUGUCUCACAGCAAUCCACCGAAGACAUCACUGGUGUCAAUGCCUGGUCAGCAUAUGCAGACCUCCGUGGCUCCACACGUCAUGAAAAUGAUGAUCCAUCUCGCCAUGCACCCUCUCUGCUGCCUUUAAGCCGCCUUGACAGAGCAAAGCGCUUUGAGAUGGGAAGUUUUGAGUGUGUGGAUGUAGCUCUGGAGAGCCGGGACGAGACACGCAGGGGUAAGAGGACUGUUCCAAAGAGACAGAUCCAACUAAAGAGACGUGACACCAGUGAAUCUCGAGCUAGUGAGAAUAGCGAAGUUACAUCUGAGACUGCAUCCACAACUAGACAUUCAAAAGAUAUACUUUUGCGUCAGCAUAGCACUCCAGCUGCCAUGCAGGAAGAGACCUUCCAACCCAAAUGUAAUGUAGGUUCAAGUGAUAGGAAGCAGAAGUUACAAAAGUCCUUGUCUUUGGAUGAGACUUCUGGCAAAACCAAAAUGGCUACGUGUUUCAUCAAAAGUGUUCUCUCUAGGAAGAUGCAGCAUGAAACCAAAUUCACAAACCAGCAGGUGCCAGUACAGAAUGGGAAAGUCAGCCCUUCCGUGACUAUGGAGAAAUCAUCAGGAACAUCUCAAUCACCACCUUUUAAACAGUCAUCAAAAACAGAAUUGUCCAGCAUAAGCUCAGGAUUCCCGUCAGACUGCAGUUUAUCCUCAGAAGACCUACAACGAGCAGAGCCAAACUUACCAUCUGACUCCAACAAACAGCAUGGAAGCUUUUCCUCCAGUACCCAUCAGAGAUCCUCCCAUAAAUCUAGCCUUAGCCCUCUUCCGAGUGGCAGCGUGGGAUCUGACUCUCAGAGCAGCAUCUCAGCGAGGUCGGGGAUAAGGUCUGAACUUCUCAUUCCUUUUGAGAGUAUGAAAAAGGAGAAACAGAGCCCUAGAGAAGAAGAACAGAAGCUAGUUAAGAGCGACCCGUGGGAGAAAAACUCUAGUGACUCAGCAAAUACCAGUACAGGGAACACAAGUGCUGCUGCCACUCGAAUCCCAAGCAUGCGGAGUGGAAUGACAAACAGAAAGGACGAACGCCGAGUGAAGCCAGCAAACCAUAAACAGACUACCAGGAACAUCUUUUUGUCUAAAACCCCAGAAAUAACACUCAAAGCAUGUGUUGCUGGAGAAAAGGAAAAGGCUUCACGUCUGACUCCUGAUCUGGAGAUAAUGCCAGCGGAGAAUCCUGAAACUCUUAUACCUAGAAAAACGGAAAAACAGGGUGAAACAGUGGACAACAAGAGUGAAGAUGAAGCUGAGAAAUGGGUCGAUAAUGAUACUAACAAAAAAGGCCUAAUGGUCAAAGUAAGAGACGUGCGAAAGCUUGUGAAAAACACCUACAACUUGUCAUUUAAGGCAACUGCCCCAUCAACAGAAGACCGUGUUUCCCCAGGGCGAGAGAAGAAACUAACUCCACCGAUGCAGAUUGAAUCCAAGGCUAUCGGCAAGAAGGAUGACAAGGUAGUAGGUAGUGCUGCAGCUGAGAAUGAGAAAGUGGACAAGGUUCUAGUGUCUGAUGUGACAUUAAAACCACAGGCUCCUCAAGAAAAAGUCACAGAAAUAGCUUCGCUUUGCUUCACGCCCAAGAACGCUUUGACUGAGGAGGUCUCCAUGUUGGAAUCUAAUAUUAAGACAUCUGAUGGGCAGACUUGUGCAGUCAGUACUCUCACUGAGGCAGAAUCAAACAGCCUUGCAGAAAAUGCACAGAUGGGGGCUGAAAGACUCUCUAAGGUGAAAAGUCUGCCUAAGUUCCCCAACAAGGAAAGGGAGAUCUCUACGCUGAUUCUUCUGCAAGAUGGGCAAACUAAUGAUGGACAGGACCCAUCAGCUCCACCUCCACUGAGUUUAACUACCACGAGCAGCAGUCGCUCAGUGUCCAUGCUCUUGAAGGAGAAGGGUUUCCAGGCUGACAUAGGACUUUGUGAUAUUCCGAAUGACAAGAAAAACACCAUUACUAAGCAUGUUAACAGGAUAGAAGUGCCUUUGCAGAGCUGCUCAGUGGAAGAAAAUGUUUCUGGGCAGCAGAAAGGGGCAGCACUGCAUUCUGUUACAACCCCUGAAAGAGCUGCUUCUCCUCAGCCAUCGCCGUUUGUGGAGAUUAAAGAUGGACUUCACCAGGAAGAUCCUACUGUAUCAAGAACGGUGGAGCUGGAAAAUGCAAGCCUUGAAUCUCCAGAGAAGGAGACCCAAGCAGCAGCCUGCAAUACACAAAAAACAACUGUGUCAGAAACAUCUAGAUACAGACAGCAAGAAUCUAUUACUGAAGAAACACGUACCACCAGCUACGUACAGAAGUCGACAAUGCUGGCAACAUCUGCAAACAUGCAUCAACCUGCAAUAACAGCAACAUUCAGCUAUCAGCACAGUCCAGGAAUUCCUGAUUCCCCAGAGAAAUCAAAAAUAUUAUCUCCAUCCGAACAGCCUUCGACAAGCAGUUCAAAGCAAUCAACAGUUUCUACAACUCAAGAACCAAGCUACGCAAAGCAAGCAGCACAGACAGCACCAUUCCGAAAUCUGAGGCAUUCAGACAAACCUCAUUUUUAUGCAUCUGAUGACCCUCCGAGCUAUGACGAGCGGGAGAGCUUCAGCCCACUGUUGCUGACAGACCUCCCAGCCAGACGGCCUCGUCGAUACCAUCCCACAAGUCAUGAUCCUCCAUGCUCUUCCACUUCAGAGAGCACAUUGACUCCCGCUCAUCCCAGCCCUCGACCAUUUGGUCUCGCUCUUCCUCCGUCACCGCCAGUACGUACACUGGAUCCAUCCUACCCUCUCGCUCUUCCACUAUCCCGGCAGAGCCAACACAGAUCAGAUGCCCAGUCCCUCAGCAGCCAGCCUCCUUCACCUCAAACUUCUCAACCCAGUGACCCUCAGGCUCCCAUCAUGUUCCAUCCACUUCAGCCUACACCUGCUGUGCCAUCUUGUCCUGGCCACCUCCUGCAGCCUUGCCCUGAAGACAGCAAACAGCCUCCUCCAAGCCUGCGAGGGGACAGACGAACAGCGCACCAACGCCCACCCCCACUGGCCACUCAGCUAGUAGGGAGUGGCCCUUACAGUCACCAUGGUCACUCGCCCAGUGUUCCCUCCUUAGAAGCACGGCCCCAGUACCUGUGCAGUCCACAAGGCUUUGCAACUUCUUACAGCCCAGAGUACGGCAGCGAGAGCACAGGGAGCGGUGGGGUUCUGUACCCUGAGAGCGGAAGUGGUGUUGCAUAUGGACAGAACCCUCGACGUGUUCUGCUUGACCCUGAAACAGGAAAGUACUUCUACAUCGAAAUGCCGGUGCAGCCACUACGCAAGAUGCUGUUUGACCCAGAGACCGGCCAGUAUGUGGAGGUUCUUAUCCCACAUCAGACUAUUUCCCACUCUGGCCUUUUCCCCCCUUCCGCUGUCCCUUACCCUUCUCUGCACAGCCCCAGCAUGUACACUCCGCAGUACCUGCCCUACUCUGCCCCACGUCACCCUGCUACUCAGCCCACUCGACAUCCAGAGGGCCCCCCACCCCCAGGACUUCACCAGAAUGAGGCAGGAUUUGGAAGCUCGGAGACCCAGAGUCCAAAACCAGAAGUGCAAAGCCACGCUCCACUGGAUCAGAGCUACCUGGAGAGCAUGUAUUACAUUCCCACUGGGAUGACUGCAAGUCCAAAUCCCACAUCACCGGACUUUUACCACAAAUUGCCUCCUGGCCUGCCUAACUCAGGGGCUAAACGGUCUUGAAAAUCUUUAACGUUGCGUGGAAAAUAUCCGAAAUAAAACCACGGGGAACUUCAGCAAUAGUGCGCUCAGCUUAUGUAAGGGUGAGUAUUUUACCAGAUUUUCAACUCUUUGUUCCCCGUCUCCUUUUGUGUACUAUAUGUGAUGAUCAUUGGAGUGAAAAAUAACAUUCACAUGAUCUGAAAAAAAAUAUGUAAGGAUUACUUGCAGUUCACCAUAAACUGACAAUGAGGGAAGCAAGUGAACGUCCAACGUAUGAUAUCGAAAGAAAGAAUAGAAAGACCUGUUAGGGCAAACCACCCCCUGUGUUGUGUUUUAACUCAGGGACGCUUCCAACCAUUUCUCUGCAAGCCCCUCCUCAAGUU